GAGCGCGGCUCAGAGUCGGCGGCGCUGGCCAUGCCGGGCGGCGCGGCGGCGCGGAGCUGAGCCCAGCCCAGCCCAGCCCAGCCCAGCCCAGGGCGGCCGAGCCCAGCCGCGCCACUGAAGGGCACCGGCGGCGGCGAGGCUUCCCCGCGCUCUCCCGCGGCUGGGGCGCGCCCGCCCCGCAGCAUGGAGGCUGGGAAGCGCAGCUCCUCUGCCGGCAGCCGGGACGAUGGCAGCGCUAACGCCUUCCCAGCCAAGCCGGCGGCCCCGGCGGAGAAAGCCCAGAGCAGCCCCGGCGGCGGGGGCAGCGGCGGCGUGAAGGAGCAUGGCAACUCGGUGUGCUUCAAAGUGGACGGCGGCGGGGGCGAGGAGCCCGUGGUGGGCUUCGAGGAUGCCGAGGGGCCCCGGCGGCAGUACGGCUUCAUGCAGCGGCAGUUCACCUCCAUGCUGCAGCCGGGGGUCAACAAAUUCUCCCUCCGCAUGUUCGGCAGCCAGAAGGCGGUGGAGAAGGAGCAGGAAAGGGUUAAAACUGCGGGGUUCUGGAUCAUCCACCCCUACAGCGACUUCAGGUUUUACUGGGACUUAAUCAUGCUCAUAAUGAUGGUUGGAAAUCUUGUCAUUAUACCAGUUGGAAUCACAUUCUUCACAGAACAAACAACAACACCAUGGAUUAUUUUCAAUGUGGCAUCAGACACUGUUUUUCUAUUGGACUUGAUCAUGAAUUUUAGGACUGGGACUGUAAAUGAAGACAGCUCUGAAAUAAUACUGGAUCCUAAAAUCAUUAAGAUGAAUUACUUAAAAAGCUGGUUUGUGGUUGACUUCAUCUCAUCAAUACCAGUGGAUUAUAUCUUUCUCAUUGUAGAAAAAGGAAUGGAUUCAGAGGUUUACAAGACAGCAAGAGCACUUCGUAUUGUGAGAUUUACAAAAAUCCUCAGCCUGUUACGUUUAUUACGCCUUUCAAGACUGAUUAGAUACAUACACCAGUGGGAAGAGAUUUUCCACAUGACGUAUGAUCUGGCCAGUGCUGUGGUGAGAAUCUUUAAUCUAAUCGGAAUGAUGCUGCUGCUGUGCCACUGGGACGGUUGUCUGCAGUUUUUAGUACCAUUACUCCAGGAUUUCCCACCAGAUUGCUGGGUGUCCCUAAACGGUAUGGUUAACGACUCCUGGGGAAAGCAGUACUCAUAUGCACUCUUCAAAGCCAUGAGCCAUAUGCUCUGCAUUGGCUAUGGAGCCCGCGCCCCCGUCAGCAUGUCUGACCUGUGGAUUACCAUGUUGAGUAUGAUCGUGGGGGCAACUUGUUAUGCCAUGUUUGUUGGUCAUGCCACUGCCCUCAUUCAGUCUCUGGAUUCCUCACGGCGACAAUAUCAAGAAAAGUACAAACAAGUGGAACAGUACAUGUCAUUCCACAAGUUACCUGCUGAAAUGCGCCAGAAGAUCCAUGAUUACUAUGAGCACCGCUACCAAGGCAAGAUCUUCGAUGAAGAAAACAUUUUGAAUGAGCUCAAUGAUCCCCUCAGGGAGGAGAUUGUCAACUUCAACUGUCGGAAGCUGGUUGCUACAAUGCCUCUUUUUGCUAAUGCAGACCCAAAUUUUGUGACUGCCAUGCUAAGCAAACUGCGAUUUGAGGUGUUCCAACCUGGAGAUUAUAUUAUCCGAGAAGGGGCUGUAGGUAAAAAGAUGUAUUUCAUUCAGCACGGUGUUGCUGGUGUCAUCACCAAAUCCAACAAGGAGCUGAAGCUGACAGAUGGCUCUUACUUUGGAGAGAUUUGCCUUUUGACCAAGGGCCGUCGAACUGCCAGUGUACGAGCAGACACGUACUGUCGCCUGUAUUCCCUCUCAGUGGACAAUUUCAACGAGGUUCUGGAAGAGUACCCCAUGAUGAGAAGGGCCUUUGAAACGGUGGCAAUUGAUAGACUUGACAGGAUAGGGAAGAAGAACUCGAUCCUCCUGCAGAAGUUCCAGAAGGACCUCAACACCGGGGUUUUCAACAACCAGGAGAAUGAGAUCCUGAAGCAGAUUGUGAAGCACGACAGGGAGAUGGUGCAGACCAUCGCCCCGGUGAGCUUGCAGCAGGCGCCCGCUCUGAACUCCAGCACCUCGGCCUCGUCGUCGCGCGUCAGGACGCAGUCCCCUCCCGUCUACACCGCCAGCAGCCUGUCCCACGGAAACCUGCACUCCCCCUCGCCCAGCACGCAGACGGCCCAGCAGGCUGCCAUCCUCUCGCCCUGCUCCUACACCACUGCCGUCUGCAGCCCACCCGUACAGAGCCCUCUGGCCGGCCGAACUUUCCAGUACGCCUCGCCGACCGCCUCGCAGCUCUCCCUCAUGCAGCAGCAGCCGCAGGUGCCCCAGCAGCCCCCGGGGGCCGCGCAGAAGAGCGAGGUCCACAAGAGCACCCAGGCCCUCCACAACACCAACCUGACGCGGGAGGUGCGGCCCCUCUCCGCCUCGCAGCCCUCCCUGCCCCACGAGAUCUCCACCCUGAUCGCCAGGCCUCACCCCACCGUGGGGGAGUCCCUCGCCUCCCUCCCGCAGCCUGCCCCCGGCCCCAGCGUGCCCCCGGCCGGCCGGGCCACCGUCCCCCAGCGGGUCUCGCUUUUCCGACAGAUGUCCUCGGGAGCCAUCCCCCCGAACCGGGGGGCCGCGCCGCCCCCGGCCCCCCUGCCAAGGGAUUCUUCUACAGUCUUAAGCACAGAGCCCGAGGGAGACAAACCGCGGUUUGCGUCAAACUUAUGAUCCCUGGUAACUGUGAGCAACAGACUUGUAACGAACUGAGCACUGUCCCGGAACUGUUUUAGCCUGUUUCCUAAUGUACCCCAGCAGUCUACUAUGAGAAAAAUUCUUUAGACAGCUUUGCCCUACGUAACGAAUGUAAAAAUUAUAUAUAUAUAUAUAUAUAUAAAAACAUAUAUAUAUAUCAAAAAAAAACCCCGGAAUUAAAAAAACUUGUUUGAAUUCAUGUCUUCCUUUCCUGAAACCAUUAAAGAAGUCUAAAUUCAGCUGUAAUAUUAAUUACUUUUAACAUGUCGACUUUAAAAUCAGUCUGACAGAUUUCUCUCUUUAUGAGGUUUGCUAUUUUCAUGGGAAAAUUAUCAACACAAUAACAAACUUCAAACAAGUAUAUUAAAAAAAAAAAAAAAAAAAAAGAGAAGUUUCAAUCUAACACACAGCACUGACCGAGUGAUGUUCUGAAACUUUUGCUAUUUCAUUUAUUGCAUACACGUUGUUAAUUUCUCGUGAAGAGUUCAGUUGUUAUUUCCCAUUGCAUUUCAUAUGUUAGCACUUUCUGUUGGGAAUUAGAUUGGAAAGAAAUAAGUUGCAAACACCUGCAGUCAAAUGGCUGGCACUAGCACUCCUCUGGAUAGGUUGUAACCUCACAACGUCAACCCUUCUGUUGUUUCAGAAAACUGGGUGGACUUUGAUCUUCACAUUGCUAAAGACUUUUACAAAGACUAUAAAUAUUGCCAUUGUAAAUAACUUUUUAGACCCAAACAAAAAUAGCUGCUGUGUGGUGUACCAUUGCAAGGUCUUUGUUUAGGAAUUUAGGUUCUGCUCUUCACUUCAAAAGUUACAGUUUUAAAAUUUGUUAAAGCUAAGUGCAACACAACUGUUAAAUUGUAAUGCAAUGGCUUAAAACCUACAAUGUUACUUUUACAUGCAAUGUUUUAUGCAAAAUUGUACGCUUGAUCCUGCAAACCGCUUGUAUUUCACCAAUACCAUCACUUUUCUUCUCCUUGCCCUCAAUAGCAUCUGAGAAUAUUCCAUGCAUGCUUUGGAAAAAAAAAAAAAAAAAAAAAAAGAUGACUAAAAAUAGGUUCGGUCAGCCAUUGUAGGAAAAGGCUUUAUGGUAUCUUAGAAAAUAAUAACCAUUCGUUAAUUGUGUCUACCUUAAAAUUCCUAUAAUGCUGACUUUGAAUCUCUGGUUUAAGUCUAGAAGUGAGGUUUUUCAUUUAAAAGAUUAUUUGUAAACCACAGCUUGAUUUAGGCUUUCAGGUGCUUUCUGUGUCUUCACUGUAGUUUUGUAGUUGACUGUGGUGUUAAUUUACAAAAAUAAAUAUAAUAUAGCAUCAAGUCUGUCUGGAAAUGCACGAUUUGCUCUGUGUAUAUUGUAAUUAAAUGGUUAGUAUAUCCUAAGGCAUGUAGUGUCAAACAUAGCCCAUAGGUAUGAGGUUUAUUAUUUUUUAUGUCUUCAAAACAGAAAGGAAAUGGUGACAGAAAGCAGGGUUAAAGCAUACUGUUUUGUGAAUGUUUUGUUUUGUUUGCUCAAACCUUCACGUUAUCUUAUCCACAAAAAAAAAAAAAAAAAAGUUCUUUCGUAAUCAUUUGUGCCUGAUUUGUCACAUUAAAUAGAGACUGAAACUAAAUGUGUCAUAAUUUAACUCAUUGAAAAAUCAGCAUUAUGGAUAUGAUACAAGCAUAUAUUCUGUUCCUUAAAACCCAGCUGACUCAUGUUAAGGAAGUGAAUACAAAGGAGUUCUUCUUUUCCCAUUAAUGCUGAGUUUAAUGAUGCAUGGAAAAAUUAAAUAACAUCACAAACUACAUAAUGCAGUGAAUCCAGAUGUACUUGAGAGCCAAGUAAAUAUUCUAAAGUUAACAGAGCUUGAACCCAUGCUGCCUGUUAUGCCUUUUACUAAAGUGGUACAUCAAAUAAAAAUUUUAAAAAACC
Molecule: messenger RNA, 4663 nt
Organism: Aquila chrysaetos chrysaetos
Lineage: Eukaryota; Metazoa; Chordata; Aves; Accipitriformes; Accipitridae
Gene: HCN1
Product: hyperpolarization activated cyclic nucleotide gated potassium channel 1
Exons: 8
Coding region: 184-2733 (849 amino acids)
Biological process (GO): transmembrane transport; potassium ion transport
Cellular component (GO): membrane
Molecular function (GO): voltage-gated potassium channel activity
Source: RefSeq, a predicted model, not a curated record